This is a messenger RNA of Dinoponera quadriceps, 1909 nucleotides long. RefSeq names its product short neuropeptide F-like. Bases 151 to 468 code for a protein of 105 amino acids. Lineage: Eukaryota; Metazoa; Arthropoda; Insecta; Hymenoptera; Formicidae. The transcript is spliced from 4 exons. The record is from RefSeq and is a predicted model, not a curated record.
AUCAUUACCGCGGUAACGUGCAAUCCACUCAAUCUCCACCCGCUCUCCGAGAGAUCUAUCGCCGCGCUCGGGCACGAGAGAGAAAGAGAGAGAGAGAGAGAGAGAGAGAGAGACAGAAAGACCCACGCCCGGCGUAUCUCGAGAGGGACGAUGGACGCUAAACGCAUCACGGGCUUGAUCGCCUUCGUCGUGAUCGUCGGCUUCGCCAGCGCGAACGAGAAUUACAUGGAUUACGGAGAUGAGCCGGCGGAGAAAACGGCCGAGAACAUCCGCGAGCUCUACAGGCUCCUGCUGCAACGCAACGCAUUGGACAAUAUUGGCAUCCCGCUGGAGCAUCUGAUGAUACGGAAGUCGCAGAGAUCACCGUCCCUGCGUCUGCGAUUCGGCCGUUCCGGCCCGCACUCCGCGGGGGUCCUGCCGAGACCGAUGGGCGUAGCGGCGGCGGCGGGAUACGACGACAACAAUUAAUCGGCGGCAGCUGAUUUAGCCGGAGGCACCUUUUCCGUUUCGUUCGUUGAUGAAAACGCCUACCCUCUUCUCUCGUAUAAAUUACGCAUUACUCUGUUUCACUUCACGGUGCUCUGUUCCGCGCGCGUUCGCCGACCUUCCCGAAGCUCUCUCGCGUUAUACUCCUUUAAGAAGCGAAGAAGCGGGCCGGAGAAAACAAUUUACGUGUUUCUCGAUUGUGUGAAACCCGAGGAUCGGAUGGAAAUGGAAGGGGAGAGGAAGGGAGAGAAAGAGAGAAGGAGAAAGAGAAAGAAAGUUCUUCUUCGUCAAUUAAUUAAACCUAAAACCGCGGAGAGAGAGAGAAGGAGAGAGAGAGAGAGAGAGACGCCGACGGUGAUUGAUCGCGUGUGAACACGUAGUUUCUUCCGCGCAAGGCCGCGUCUUUAGGAGAUCCCCGACGUAACAAUUCCCGCGUUCGGAGAGAAGCACCAACACUCGCAGCAGCUGAACUCUUUCGCUUCGCGCCCGUUCGAAUUCCACAACGCGUCGACACGUCCCUACCUCGCUGUUCCCCUUAAUUAGCGACGGCGCUCUGCAAGAGGACACUUGGCCUAAGUCCCUCAUUCGACGCGCGAGGUAACUAAUCCGCGCGUCUCGAUCUCGUUACGGACGCUAUUACCCCUCCGUUUAAUUAUUGUCGCGCGCCGAUAUGUGCGUUACAUUCGCGCGUUAUCCACCUUGGCCGGCUGCUUUCGACAGACCGGACGAAUGACGAAUUCAAUUGUCAUCGGCGAGAAGCGAAACGCGACGUUCGACGUUUCGAGAGAGAGAGAGAGAGAGAGAGAGAGAGAAAGACGGGACGAGCUCGGAUUGAAUUUGUACAGAGCCGACAUGAAUUACGAAUCGAUAAACGCUAUCUUAUCGGUGUUCUGUUUUCGCGCUUUCACGGACUUGAUUCCGGUCCUUCUUGGCCGUCUUCGGGGGCCUCUCGACAGCACAGCAAUUCCGAGCAAUUCCGUAGACCUUCCACGCUGGACCACGUCGUCUUAAGAAAGGAUGGGCUCUCUCUCUCCAGCCGUAGUAGGAUCGUAAAAAUCACUCGAUAGCUCCGAGACGCUGUGUAAUUGUCAACAGCUGGCCUGUUGGUCCACCGGUCGGUCGCUAAAGGCGUGGUCUCUCGAUAAAUGUGCCAAAUAACAUGACCGUUGCUUUGUCGUAAGAUAGAGGAAAGGGAAUCAAGUGGAAAGGCAAAGACGCGGUACUCCCCGCGGUAAUCUGAGGACGUAACGCAGAGGCAGGCUAAGAAGCCGGCGCGUCUCGAUGUUCGAAGACUUCGGGUAUCAUCUGUGCGGAAUACGGGUCGUUCGAUGAAGCCAUAAAGAGGGUCGUGUCUCAAUACUGUGUGAAUAUGUCGAUUUGCAAAAUUAAAAAUAAAUUAUUAUGUAACACUGUGUCACAUUUA